This is a messenger RNA of Cutaneotrichosporon cavernicola, 885 nucleotides long. RefSeq lists its product as uncharacterized. Lineage: Eukaryota; Fungi; Basidiomycota; Tremellomycetes; Trichosporonales; Trichosporonaceae. The coding region runs from base 1 to 885 and encodes 294 amino acids. The record is from RefSeq and is a predicted model, not a curated record. The transcript is spliced from 5 exons.
AUGCUCUUCCUCGCCACCCUUGCGCUCCUCGCCCCCGCCCUCGCCUCCAGCAUCAAGUGGGCUGGUGCCCCUGGCGUCUGCCUCGAAUCCUUCCGUCUAGGCAACAAGGACACGCUCGUAGUUGAGGGCUGCGGUACCGGCCCCGAGCAGCAAUUUGAGCUGUCGCACGGACCGACGCGCGUCAAGAUGGCCAGCAAGGAUUUGUGUCUCGACGCCGGAGACGCCAUGUCCGAGAGGCCACCACAAAAGCGCGCACGCACGAAUAAGCAGGCCGGCGGCAAGCCGAAGCCGAACGCCAAAUCGAACGCUAAGCUGAAGCCCAAGCCCAAGCCCAAGCCGAAACAGCCCCAGCCAGCCAAGGCGAGCGCCGCCCAGCCCUCGCCGCGGAGCAAGGUCCGGCGCGCAGCGCAGAAGGCCAAACGCGCACGCUCCUCUUCCGGGUCGUUAGCAUCUGGAUCUGAGGGGACUCCAGUUGAAGAGGCUUCUCCGGAGGGGGAUGUUCUGGAGGGAGAUGCUCCGGAGGGGGAGCGGGAGGUCGCGGUCAAGGAGCCGGGAUCAGCGAGCAAGAACAGGAGGAGGCGGAAGAAGGGCAAGGUGUUCCUCGAGGACAAGGCGGGUCUUCUUGGCCUUAUCUCGGACGUGACCGACUCAAAGGCUGCCAUUGUGGAGGACAAGCUGAAGCGCGAGGCGGCGCGAGAGGCUGCCGCCACCGAGCGCGAGGAGAAGAGGGAAAGAGGGAAGAAGGGGCGUAAAGCCGACGAGAGGAAGAAGGCUCUGGACGCGGCAAAGGAGGCUAUCGUUGCGCGCGAAAAGGCCAAGAAGGCCAGGAGGCGGGAGCCUCGCCCCGCCGAGGCCGAGCCUAAGAAGCGUGUUGGUUUUGCCUAG